GCUGUCCAGAGAAUUUGCUUGGUUUCACGUCAUGUUUUCUUCAACCAAAUGGGCCAUCGCUCACCAGCAGACGACACCCAUGGCGCGUCGAUCACCCUUGGCGCAGCAGCCAGUCAUGUGGGACGGCGCCUGGAAGUGGAGGCGUUGCUCGGGAGAUGUUGAUGCGGUGCAGGGCAUCUUCCGCAGAGGCUCGGAUGGCCGGCUCGGAUGCAUCCCUGGCGUCGGACCACACGGAGGCACCGAAAGACCGGAAAGGACCGAGCGGCGGAAUAACCACCUGACUUGAAGAGGCCGUCAUGUUGAUCAGAGCGGCGAGGUUCGCGAGCACGGACGGAGCACCGGCUGAAGAGGCAGGCGCUGGAACUGGGCUCUGAAGAGAGUCCGCCCCAAGGUUGGUAGACGAUCUCCGCCGAACUUCGUCUAUGCUUCUCAACCUGUCUCUAACAUGCCUUGCCACAGCAAUAAGAACCAGCAGGCCAAGGCAAGUGUGUGUAGGAAAGCACGGGGCGAACUUCUUCUCAUAUGGGUGUUUUCGAUGGCGCUCACGUCUUUUUGGCUCUGGAUUCUGGGGAUAGAACUUUUCCUCCAGACUUCUUCCUUAGCCCUUUGCGUGAAACGCACUGGUGAGAGGGGAAGCGAGAGCACGAUUUUCGUGGUCCACCAUGGAGGACUUGACAGCGCCAGUGCCACGUGAGCGACCGGAGCUAUUGAACAAUUUGGCAGCUGUGGUGGCCCAGAUGGAGCUGAUGCGACCGGAAGCCUUGCGCGUCACCUUGGCCGUCCGGGCACUCCAGGGCUGUGGCAGGGUCUUUCGACUACGGCUGCGGCAGGAUCUCUUUGCGAAGAGUUUUGUGAGCGACCAGAUCUCCUGUUUUUGGUCUCACUCCUGGCAUGGUGGGCGGCGCAAGAAGGUGGUUACGCUGCUCACACUCUACAACGGCCUGCCGGCGAUACUUUGUGGUGUUCUGGCUGCUCUGGUGAUGUUGGUGCUUUUCACCUUCGGAUCUCUUCCAGGAUUCCAAAGAGUUGCUGAUUCUCCGAGUGAUCAUUCCGCGUGGUCACUUGGAACGGGCUUCUUGGUCACAGCACUUGUCUUUGUCUUUUGGCGGCCGCAGCAGCAUGUUUUCCUGGACCGGAUUUGCAUCACCGAAAGUGAUCCGCAGCUCAAGGCAGAGCAAAUCCUAAGCCUCGCUGGGAUGCUGAAGCGCUCCCGGGAGAUGUUGGUACUUUGGGACUCAAGUUGGAGUGAUCGCCUUUGGUGUUUGUUCGAACUGAGUGCCUUCCUGAAGAGCAAAGCUGAUAGUGAGCAUUCCCGGUUGCUGGUAACACCUACCUUUAUGGGGCCGUGUGUCGUUGCCACCUUCUUGGGGAUGUUCCUGGCUGUGGUGCCACUGACGACUUUCCCGCUCGAUGCUUCUUUUCUGAUUCCCAUGGUGUUCGUGUGCGUCUUUGGAGCGUUUGGUGCUUUAUGCUGUGCCCACGCCUUCCGUUCCUACUUUCAAUCCGUGGAUGACCUAAAGGAGAAGUUGCAAAGCGUCAACUUGGAAAGGACCAGAAGUAUUUGCUGCGACCUGAACCACGAGGGCGACAUGACGUGUGACCGCGAAAUCGUGAAGGAUUGCAUCACCAUUUGGUUCGGCAGCCAGGAGGCCUUCGAAGACUGUGUGCGUUCCGAGGUUUUAGAGACCCUCACGUCAGAGCUGGAGCAGUCGGUCUUCACCCGACCAUGGCGGAUCGCCGCGAGCGUCCCUUUCCUGUGGGCCUGCAUGGACCUUGCAGCCAUGAAUGCGAAGACGCAGCACUGGCUUAUUGCCAUCAACUGGCUUUUGAGUGGCCUUACGAUGUGUUUGUUGGCCUGUCCGCUCAAUAUCGAGAACUUGGCCAACCUCGCGCAUCGCUUCCGCACGCGGCAGCCCACAGCUGCCCGUGAAGCACUGAUGGAUGUGCUGGUGCUCCUGCUGGCUUUGCCACUCUUCCUGUGCGGCACUGCUCUGACCUUCUUAAGUGGCGCCUUGCAGCCUCCGCUGCCCUCGUUGUCCCAGGCCGCCUUCUACGGCUUGUUGGAGCUGGUCGUGUGGCUGAAGCGCACGGGGUGUUUUUCAUGUGCGAGGUCGAAAGGACAGGAGACAGGGCAGCCUGCCAGGACGGGUCACCAAUUCUGACCCACAAACCAACAUGUUGAGAGAUGCCAAUAAAUUGCACAUAGUUGGCGGUUUUCAGGCGUCGUCACUUGACGUGAAGCCACAAACUUGGCUUUGCGCCUCAUGAUUUUCGGCGCCCAGUUUGGAGUGCCACCGAACUGACACCUGGAGUGCAGGUCCGCCUUCCUGCCUGCCGGAGAAAAGGGACCCUCCGGACUGGCCACCGACACCCAGGGACGACGCGGCGCUGUGGGUGGGAGAGAGACCCCCCGAGCUUUGGAGUUGGAAGUGGCCCCGAACAGAGGAGGAUCAGAUAUCCAGAUUGACCAAACAGGUCAAACAGGUACCAUUCACGGAUUUCCGAUGAUCUCAGGUAGUGUGUGAUUCAUGCUUUGACAGGCGGAGAGGG
Messenger RNA from Durusdinium trenchii, 2550 nucleotides. The record is from the annotation of a GenBank genome assembly. NCBI's taxonomy places the organism in Eukaryota, Dinophyceae, Suessiales, Symbiodiniaceae.